AUAUAAUAAUAUAUUUUAUUAUUUUGUAGUGUAAGAAGUUAUAUGUGUAAUCAAGUUUGCGACGUCUUGAUCCUCAUCUAUAGUGCUGAUUCUAUUAACUUGUAGUUGAUAAAUCUUUUUAUUAUGUAAAUUAUCGUCCUUCUAUAAUUCUAGUUCUUGUUAUAAAAAGAAUUCACUUUUUUAUUGAUCAAUAAAUUGUGUCAAAAAUUGUGUAAAUAAUUAUGCAAAUAGUAUAAUAAUAGCAAAUAUAAAUGGCAAAUGAAGCUUUAAAAUUAACCCCUGGAACACAUAUCUUCGUUCCCUGCAAAGAUGAAAUAUGGCUUGAGGGAAUCGUGGAAAGUGUAACCAAUAAGAAUGUGACAGUCAGACUUCUAGGGGAUUUUGAGGGUGAAAUUAGGGAAUUUAACACCUCAGACAGCUUUUAUCCACACUCAGUUGAUAUUUAUGGGAACGAUGAUGUACCUGAUGACCUGACGAAGUUAACUCACCUCCACGAGGCCUCAAUUCUUCAUAGUCUCUACCUGCGCUUUAAAAAGGACCAAAUCUACUCCCUUACAGGAAAAAUCCUCAUCGCAGUAAACCCAUUCAAAACUAUCCCAAAUCUCUACUCCAAUCAAACCCUGAUAAAAUAUGACUACGUUGGAGAUAAGGAUCCUCAUGUAUUUAGUACUGCUAGUGAUGCGUAUUAUGGAAUGCUUGACGGGUUUUGCCAGAGUAUCCUCAUCUCUGGCGAGUCAGGGGCAGGCAAGACCGAAUCAACAAAAUAUGUCCUUAAGUACCUGUGUUCUAACCUUAUACACAAUAAGGUCAAUGUAGACCAGUAUUAUCUAAGCACUCCACAAUCAACUAUUGAUUCGGACGAGUCAGUGCCAAAUUCAGCCCGUAAUCAUGUGGUGAAAAGUAAACCAGUGAGGGAAAACGUUGAGAUGAAAGUGUUGGAAAGCAACCCACUACUGGAAAGCUUUGGGAAUGCCGCAACACUGAGGAAUCAUAACUCGAGCCGAUAUGGGAAGUAUAUUGAGCUCCAGUACCUGCAGGAAUCGUCAGAAAGACUGAAACUGAUUGGAGCGACAAUUCAAACAUAUUUGCUUGAAAAAGUAAGAAUUGCACAACAGCAAACGGGAGAACGAAAUUAUCAUAUUUUCCAUCAAUUGACGGCAGCAUACCGUAAAUACGGGAGCAGAUACUCAAUUAACUUUAUGGAUAAUACAGUUAACAGCAAGGAACAUUCUAAACUGGAUGAUGAUUCAGUGUGGGACCUGGAUUUGAGUAACUUCGAAGGGGAAUUCAGAAUAGUGCCAAAUUGUAAACCGAUAGGCAAUUUGAAUGAAGAUUAUGAUUUGGAGUUUUUUAAAGAAAAUCUCAGAGCCUUGAAGACCUUAGGGUUGGAGUUAGACCAAGUGAAGGUUAUCUUCUCAAUUAUUGCGACAAUACUGCACUUGACGAAUAUUGAGUUUGUUCUAAACGUCCACUGCUCAGAAGGAGCUGUGGUGUCAAAUCUUCAAGAGGACAGCAUUUCUAAGAUCGCCCAACUUUUGCAAGUUGAUGAAAGUGAUAUUUUGAACGUUCUCUUGACCCGCAGCAUUAAGACCAUUAAUGAGUUUUACACAAAGCCGAAGCGUGUAGAUGAAGCUAUAGAUACCAGAGAUGCUAUAGCAAAGAACAUGUAUAGCAUUUUGUUUGACUUUGUAGUUGCAGUGGCAAACUCAGCAGUGGACCCCAAGCAGUCGAAAGUGGAUGUGUCAACUGGAAUCCUUGAUAUCUUCGGCUUCGAGUGCUUUCAGCUCAAUUCCUUUGAACAGCUGUGCAUAAACUUUACUAACGAAACGCUGCAGAAUUUCUUUAAUAACUGCGUGUUCAAGUAUGAGCAGCAGCUGUACACAAAGGAAGGGAUCACCUGGAACCCACUAGAUUUUCCAGAUAAUCAAGACUGCAUUGACCUGUUCAAACUGAAAAUAAACGGGAUAUUUGCAAUGAUUGAUGAGGAAUGUCAGAUACCUGGUGGUAAUGAUCAGUCAUUGUGCAAUAAACUUUGUCAGAAGCAUUCUGGGAAUAAGAGGUUUGACAAGGUGAGAACUGACCAAAGUAGUUUUGUUGUAAACCACUUUGCUGGAGGAGUGAAGUACAAAAUUGAUGGCUUCCUGGAGAAGAACAAGGAUAGUCUAUCAGAUGACUCUAUUCACUUUAUCACUAACGUUAAAAAUGAUAAAAUCAAGACCAUUUUCGAAUCACUAAUCACAUCCAACCAGAACCUGACACAGCUGAUGAAAAAGAGGAAGACGAUAUCAACCCAGUUCACAUCGCAGCUGGAUCAGCUGAUGAACAAAAUAAGUAAGACUGAGCCUCACUUCAUACGGUGCAUAAAGCCAAACCAGUUAAAUUUGCCAAACAUCUUCCAAAAGAAUACAGUCAACGAACAACUCAAGUGUGGUGGGAUGUUACAAGUGGUGGAAGUUAGCAGAGCUGGAUACCCAGUGCGCUUAACCCAUUUGAUCUUCUACAACAAGUUCAAAUAUCUCCUCAGUAAGGCCGAAUCUGAGAGAGUCUCGAAACACCAGCCAGAUAUGGCUUUGAUGACCAAGCAACUGUUGGAUAUUCUGGUCGCAAGGUUCAUUCCAUUUAAUCCAUAUCAACAAGGGUCACUGGCGUUCGGAAAAUCCCUCAUCUUCUUCAAGAAUAAUAUAUAUGAGAUUCUCUUUAACUCGUUGCAAGAAUUGAGGAAUAAAAGCGCCACAGUGAUUCAGAAGACAGUCAGAGGAUAUAAGCAGCGUAAAGCUUAUCUUGAGUGCCUCCACAAGAUUAGAACUCUUCAGAUAUACUUGAAGUACAAAGUCAGGAAGAUUAGAGAGUACAGGAGAAGGCGUUUAGAAGCUGUAGUUACACUCCAGUCUGUGUUCAGAAUGAUGAAAGCUCGGGCUGAGUACAAGGCAGAGUUGGCUAAGUGGGUUCGCCUUCAGAGUCUUUUCAGGAAUAUUAUCGCGAGGAUUGAAGUCAGAGAUAAAUACGUCAAUAACUCUGCAACUGUCAUCCAGAGCUACUUCAAGGCGUAUUUGCAGAGAAGAUACUAUAAGCAGUUGAAGGCAAGCGCCAUAAAGUUACAACUUAAGUGGAGAUCAAUAUUAGCGAGAAAUCAGCUCAAGAAGUUACAUCAAGAAUCUAAAUCACUAGGAACUAUGAUUGAGAGGAAUCAAAUACUGCAAGAAGAGUUGAAGGAGGACAGGUUGAAGAUGUUGGACUACGAGUCGAAGGUGUAUCAGCUACAGGCAAAGAUAACAACCCUGAGUGGACAACUGGAGAGAGAACGUAGCGAGAAGAAGUUGAUGGUCCAGGAAAAGGAUAAGCUGAAGACGAACAACAAGGACCUCCUGGACAAGAUUUCACACCUAGAAAACACAAACUCGAAGAUACUAAACGACCUCAAGAUGAUUAAGCAGUUCAUAUCCAAGGAGAUCUCAAUCCCACAAUAUGUGAGAGAAACAUCUCCGAUGUCGAAAAUUGAUUCGUACCAGCAGCUGGCCAACACUGAGGAGAUAAUGAAGGAGGUGGUUGUAGAUAUAGUGUUGUGUGGUCCCAAGAGUGGAAAGAGUAGGCUGAUUGAGAUGGCUUUGGUGAACAGUGCAGAUGAGGAAAACUUAACUAAGCAUAGGCAAUUUCAAAAUAAUAGACGCUCAUUGUCACAACUGCAGCUUUUUAUUAACCAUUUUAAACUAUCACCAAGUGAUGAUGUUGGGGUUAGUGUAUUGGAAAUUCCCGGUGAAUACAUAGAUGAUGAUAGGACACGUGGUGUACUGAAGAACAGUUAUUUGAUUGCUGUGUGUUUUGACCCAAGUUCUGAGCGAUCGCUAAUAGAGUGCAUAACAAUGGUCAAGAUCAUUAUGUCAUACGUACAGCUCAAAUACACUUCAAUAGUUAUAGUCCAAAACAACUUGUUAUUACUUGAAGAAUCCAAAAGUCAAACUGAUUUAUCAUUGAUACAUAAAUUUGCAUUUGAGAAUGAUAUUUUAUUUGUCAAGGUUGACAAUUUGUUAAACUUUAUAAAGAAAUCUAUGCCCUUUAUCGAGUCUAAAAAGAGUUUAAGAACUAUUCUUAACAUCAAGAAGUCAUCACCCAAAAAUGUUAUGAAGGGAAAGAGCAUAACGAAGAGCCCAAUAGCAUUUUUCUAUGAGAGAUUCCGCAGCUUCUUGACAGGAAUUGGUUCAUCCGGGGCUCAGUCAAGGCUUCUCCAGGCAACAGUGGCUGAGCGAGACAGUGUUAAAUUGCCUCCACUAGGUCUGAAGAGAGUGGCUGCAGUAUCCAACUAUGAUAGCGCAGUCACUUCAGUGGCAGUUAGAUCAGAAGAACCAACAGAUCAGUACGUAGUAGUUGCAGUGGGAAGGCGAAACGGAUCAAUUAACAUAUUUCAUGUUUAUCGUACUACUCUUGAACUCAAGCUACUCAGCUCCAAUCCCAAGGAUGAUGAAGAAUUAUGUAGUUUAUUGAAUGGUGAGGUGGUUUAUGAUGAGAAUACUAAAGUUGUUGAUUAUUUGACUCUUAAGAUGCAUUCAAAGGCAGUAACUUGCCUCACUUUCUCAAAGCUUAAUGUUGAUGAGCUUCUUUCAGUAUCUGUAGAUUGCACCAUCAGGGCAUGGAACGUCCUGACGGGAGAUUUGAUUAAGGUUUUCAAUGACUCGUACCCUGGACUAACUAUUCAGUUCCACCCACUACAGCCCAACUGUUUUCUAUCAUGUAAUUCAAACCCAACGCUAAGGAUUGUAGACUACAACGAAGGAACGGUAAUACAAAAGACUAAAAUAAAGAGUGAAAUAAGAUGUUUGAUAUUUGAUGACACGAGGUUGAACGUACUGGCUGGUACUGAGAGAGGAUCAAUUUCAGUGUAUGAAUCCCAGUCCAACAUGUUACUAAAACAGUCACUAACCAAACAAAUUUCCAGAGGACCUGUUACAUCGUUGUCAUUUGUAUCCUCAACCUCGAGUGUUGGCGUUCCUUCAGUAAUUGCAAACGUUUGCAGUGGUUCAAUCCUAGUCUUUAACGUCGUCUACGAUAGCCACUCAGGGAAAAUUAAAGACCUCACCCAUAGGCAUUUUUUUAGCCAUAUCUCACUAUAUACUAUAUUUACCAAGAUUUACCCAUAUAUACUUAUUUUCAACCAUAUUUACAUGUAUUCACUACUAUUCGUAAAUAUUUACGUAGUUUUACAUUUAUUUACAGUCAUUUACGUAGAUUAUCCAACAUUACACAUUCACUCAUCCCUAGUAUUUACACAAUAAUUUGUAUUUAGAUAUAACGUGAAUAAUAAUCACGUGGCGCUGCCAUUGAGAUCAUGUUAUACGAAGUACGGAGGAGGAUGGUGUGUGAGUGGGUCUGAGGACAAGAACAUCCUGAUAUUUUCAAUGUCAGACGAGAAUAUCCCCUUCUCAAUACCGUUCCACGGAGGAGCAGUUGUGUGCACUGCAGUUAACCAGUACGACACUUUAUUAGUAACCGCAGAUUCCAAAGGAGUUGUUGCCUUCUGGCGGAGAUCGUUCCACGUUAAAUCUUAACAUACUAUAUCAUA
Molecule: messenger RNA, 5554 nt
Organism: Theileria parva strain Muguga
Lineage: Eukaryota; Apicomplexa; Aconoidasida; Piroplasmida; Theileriidae
Gene: XI-2
Product: Myosin head (motor domain) family protein
Exons: 19
Coding region: 252-5267 (1671 amino acids)
Biological process (GO): actin filament organization; vesicle transport along actin filament
Cellular component (GO): myosin complex; cytoplasm; actin cytoskeleton
Molecular function (GO): ATP binding; microfilament motor activity; actin filament binding
Source: RefSeq, a predicted model, not a curated record